Molecule: messenger RNA, 645 nt
Organism: Aspergillus melleus
Lineage: Eukaryota; Fungi; Ascomycota; Eurotiomycetes; Eurotiales; Aspergillaceae
Exons: 1
Coding region: 1-645 (214 amino acids)
Biological process (GO): positive regulation of transcription by RNA polymerase II
Cellular component (GO): nucleus
Molecular function (GO): transcription cis-regulatory region binding; DNA-binding transcription factor activity
Source: RefSeq, a predicted model, not a curated record
AUGUCCCCCGUCCCCAAUGUCUCACUGAUACCUCAUUCUGAAGACACAUAUGAGAAAAUUCGCCACUAUGCUCAUUCCAUACUAUGGAUCGUUGGGAAGACUUUGGUGAUAUGCCACCCAGAGGACAUGUCCAAUCAGCCACCUCCGUCGCAUCAAUUAAUGGACAGUUGGUUGCAGGCAUUCGAGGAACUAGGUCAAUGGUAUCAUCUGCGCCCACUUGAAUUCCAGCCAAUGAUAGAGCUUGAAGGGAACGACCAGAUAUUCUAUCCGGAGGGUGGCUUUCCCCUCUUGUUGUUUGCAAAUGGAGCUGGCGUAUUUGGAAACCAGCUGUACCACACGGCCAUGCUAUUGUUGCUCCAGUCAAAACCUCGGACGGUCUUACUACACAACGCCCCCUCUCGAUUUUCUUCUCCGCUAUGGCACGCGCAACGCAUUUGUGGGAUUGCACUGAACAAUGACCGUCGCGAAUGCUGGGAUCCCUGCUUGCUGGCUUCUUUCCUUAUAGCUGCUAGACUUAUGACUCACGAAUCUCAGCAAAAGGAGAUUUUGCAUGGUUUUGAGCGUAUCAAAAUGGUGACCGGCUGGGAUGUUGGCGAGCAUUUGACACAUCUCCGGGAGGACUGGUCAUUUUCCGACGGAGCUUGA